Messenger RNA from Cucurbita moschata (crookneck pumpkin), 2385 nucleotides. RefSeq lists its product as uncharacterized. The record is from RefSeq and is a predicted model, not a curated record. The transcript is spliced from 6 exons. Bases 493 to 1899 code for a protein of 468 amino acids. NCBI's taxonomy places the organism in Eukaryota, Viridiplantae, Streptophyta, Magnoliopsida, Cucurbitales, Cucurbitaceae.
UACCUCUCUCUUCUUCUAGCCGCGCCGAAAUUUCUCUCUCUGAUCACUCUCUCCCGCGCUCCCGCCUUUCUCGUCUCUCCUUGUCUCUCUUCUUCUCUUUCGUUUCAUUGCUCCCCCAUAGUUUUCUUUCCUUCACUCCCUCGCCUUUCUACAUUACUCUCUCUGCCCUCCUCUGCUUCUUUCCCUUCUUGGGCCUGCUGCAUUUUCUGUCUCUGUUCCUGUCCUCUGACCCGUGUUCUGUAAUCAUUUUGUUUCCUUGUUCUUAUGGGAUCUUUGAGGUGAUGCUGUUUCUGGGUUUGGAAAUUCAAGUUCAUUUGCGCAUUUUCUUGGUGUUCUUGGAACCUAGUGUCAUUUCUUAGCCAUUGGUGGACCUAUAUCUGCACUAGACAAUGGAUUAAAGAAAAUGCUGCACGUAUUAAGUAGGAGAUUUUCAUGGUAAAUUCAUGUGGGAAGGGCAGGGGGAGGAGCUAGUCUGGUGAACCGUUUCUGGGAAUGGAAACUCAUAGCAAAGCGAAGUGCCGGGAGGAUUUAGAGGUUGAUAUAAUUGAAUGUUCAAAUAAAACUGAUCCCAAAUUUUGUGGGAAAGAAGACCCUGAUGCAACUGAAUAUUCAAGCUCAUUUGCUGAGACAUCUGAUACAGACAAUUGUGCAGAAUUCAACGAAGGAGAAGUAGAAACUCAAUUUUUUGGAGACAUUGGCUUGCCACCCGCAUUUGGUUCAUUUAGCAGUGCACUUCCAAUAAGGAAGAGGAAGUUAACAAAUCACUGGCAAAAUUUCAUCCGCCCUCUAAUGUGGCGCUGCAAGUGGACAGAAUUGAGAAUUAAAGAAAUUGAGUCACAGGCAUUGAAAUAUUCCAGAGCACUUGCAGUAUAUGAACAAGGAAAGAAUUUAGGCCUUGAUCCAACAAUGGAGGAUUUUUCUUCAAAAGCAUUUCCAUUUUCUAGCCCAUAUUAUAGAAGAAAGGCAAUGAAGAGAAGAAAACGAAAGAGAGCUGAAGAUACAAAUGAUAUAUCAUCCUAUAUGUCACAGCAUAACCUUUUUUCCUACUAUGAAAAUAAGAAAGCUGAACUAGAUGGUACUUCUGUAGCCGAUGAAUUUGCUAAUCCAGUGAAAAUGGAGAAAAAUGCUGAUUCUGAUGACAAAUUUGGGAUUAAUAAUGACUCUGUUCUCGAGUUCAGAGACACUAAUAGUUCUUUGGAGCAAGUUCUCUGGAAAAUUGAGGUGGUGCACUCUCGACUUCACAAGCUAAAGGGUCAAAUGGAUAAGGUGAUGUCCAAAAAUGCUUCAAAAUUUUCUUCCUCAGAGAAUCUGAGCCUUCUUGCACCUUGUGAGGCACAGACCAGCUCUGCCCCUACUCCUACGUUCUCAGCUGGUAAUGGAGAAUUAUCAGUUGGAGUUAUGGGCGCCUCAACUCAACAUAUAUCAGAGUGUGAUAUUGGUGAGCUGAUGAAGCCUGAAAGUGCUAUUUCAAGCUAUGGGGAGGCAAUACUAGUCCCUGAUAUUAUUGAAAGUACAGUAGGUCUCUUGACUGCUACAGAGCUUUCAAUUCCGCUACCACAAAUUGGGGAUUCAACUGAGGAUAUUGUUACUAAUGUGCUGAUACCCAAUGAGUUGGCUGAGGCAGAGAGAAACACACAUGACACGAUUGCUGCACAGCCCGUGGAAAAACAUGAAAAACCAGAAAAAGGCAAGCAAAGUGAAGGCACCAGUCUCAGCUCAGUUCCAACUACACAACCUGAUCCUAUGGGAAAAGCUUUGGUCUCUGACGAACAAUCAGCUCUUAAAAAAUGUUUAGCUUCAGAUAUCAACUUUCCUAGGAACAAGAGAAAGAGAGGGGAAAGAAAAGCAGGUCCAGGUAGUUGGAACAAGAAGCAUUCGAGCGAACCCGAUAGCCAGUAAGUGCUUUUAGAGUGAUUUUAGCUGUCUCUUAGAGGAUCUGUAGCUGGUCAGACGUAAAAUUUCCACUUUGCCAUUAACCACUGGCAUAGGUACAGAAUGACCACUUAUCAGGUUAGUCUUACUAAGCAACUUCCAGUGUGAAGCAGCUCUUAGUUGUUGCUGCUGCCACAAUGUGUUAGAGAGAGAUUCUGAGUUUUACCCUUGUGCAAGUUGUCUGUAUCAUGUUUACUGGGAACUGAUCCUGAUCUCUCUCAUACGUCGUAUUAGAUCUCAAUAAGAUAACUUUUACCAACUCUUUUUACCUUGAAUUACUGUUUUACUUGAAUAAAUCAUGCUCUUAAAGAUUUGUCUGGAAUUCAUCUUUUAGUUAGAAGAUAGUUCUGUUUAUCUGCAGAAGGGACAUCGGAUUCAAUUGAAAUUGUAUGUUCAAGACUUUCUAAGAUCGUGUAUUUGGGAUAUAAAUUAUCAUACAAGCUAUUAUAAUCA